Molecule: messenger RNA, 732 nt
Organism: Saccharomyces mikatae IFO 1815
Lineage: Eukaryota; Fungi; Ascomycota; Saccharomycetes; Saccharomycetales; Saccharomycetaceae
Gene: HAP5
Product: Hap5p
Exons: 1
Coding region: 1-732 (243 amino acids)
Biological process (GO): regulation of DNA-templated transcription
Cellular component (GO): nucleus; CCAAT-binding factor complex
Molecular function (GO): protein heterodimerization activity; DNA-binding transcription activator activity, RNA polymerase II-specific; DNA binding
Source: RefSeq, a predicted model, not a curated record
AUGACCGAUAGGAAUUUUUUACCACAACAGGGCCAUGUGCCUCAAACAUCGCUCCCGGAGGAACUCAAUUCCAGUACCAUUAGUAUGCCAAGUCAACACCCACAACAACAACAUCUGCAUGAAAAGGAAGAAGAGGUAGAGGAGGGGGAAGAACACACAAGAAUACCUGUUUCUGAGGAGGAGUUUCGAAUGGUGCAGGAGCUGCAAGCUAUCCAAGCAAGCCAUGAUCAAUUAAAUCUACCGCCUAGUCGAGGGUCGUUUGAAGGCGAAGAUAAUGGCAAUAGCGAUGGUGCAGAGGGAGACGUAGAUGAUGAUGAGGAGGAGGAGGGUGAGGAGUAUGAUGUAUUUAGGAACGUUGGUCAAGGGCUGGUGGGCCACUACAGAGAGAUAAUGAUACGCUACUGGCAAGAACUGAUCAACGAAAUUGAGUCCACGAAUGAACCUGGAUCCGAGCAUCAAGACGACUUUAAAUCACAUUCACUACCAUUUGCAAGGAUUCGCAAAGUUAUGAAGACAGACGAAGAUGUUAAGAUGAUUAGUGCGGAGGCUCCCAUCAUUUUUGCCAAAGCAUGUGAGAUUUUUAUUACAGAGUUGACCAUGAGGGCUUGGUGCGUGGCGGAAAGGAAUAAAAGACGUACUUUACAGAAGGCAGACAUUGCAGAGGCGUUGCAAAAGAGCGAUAUGUUUGACUUUCUCAUUGACGUUGUUCCUAGAAGAUCACUGCCUCAAUGA